AUGUCGGAAUCCGCACCGAGCCGCCCCAUGAAGUUCCCGUACACCUUCUCGACGAAGGUGGCACAAUUUCCUAUUAAGUUCUAUCUUCAGAACCAGUGGAUCUGGAAAUAUUGGAUGAUCGGAAUUGUCGUAUCCACUCCCAUCUUCUACAAGAUUCAUAAAAUGGCCAACUCACCUGCUAACGUGAGCAAAUGGGCAGAGAUCAAGAGGAAAGUGGCGGCUGAACAUCAUUAA
This is a messenger RNA of Arctia plantaginis, 234 nucleotides long. Lineage: Eukaryota; Metazoa; Arthropoda; Insecta; Lepidoptera; Erebidae. The record is from the annotation of a GenBank genome assembly.